CCGAUACAUACAGUAACACGUACACUAUACCUACAUACAUUUACACAACACAUAACUGUUAUUACUAUCUAUUUACUAUUUAUUAUUAUCUAUAAUAUAUAUUGUCUUACACUACAAUAACUACAAUAUUAAUAUUUACACUUAACUAUAUUAAUUAAAACACACUUAUACACAAACAUACAGAUUAAUAUUAACAAUAAUCCCACAUAAAAUAUUCAGUAUUGUGCAGUGGAAAUCCACCGCUUGUAACCGGUGAAUAUUGCGCCUGCGCAGAACGAAUAUCGUUCAACGACCCGCGCCCGCGCCGGUUCAGCAGUCGUGUCUUGAUCAUUCUCCGCGAAGCCCGUGUCGCUUGUCUAUAAGAUUUACCUACUUUGCAACUGUCGUGUCGUAAUAUCUGUACCUCUAAUUACUGUGUUUUCUCCUUCUUUCUAUAUUGUAAUGGUUUAACUUCAUGUGUAUCAGUCUACUUAAUGUGUGUGUGAAUUGUUAAAGUAUAUUAAACUGUCAUAGUGUUAGAAUUGAAUUAGUUUUAUUAAAUCGCCAUCAAUACCACCAUAUCACUACUGAUAGCCACCCAACGACCAUAACUGGUGACCCCUGAAGAACACGAGUAUACCAGAUAAUACAGGUACGAUUAUGAGUGAUAGCAGUGAAUCUGUAACAGAUGUUGGUUCGCGUAAGGACGACAACGUGACAACGCGACGAACUCGACGAGUGCGCGUUUCCACUGAGCGUGAAAAUAAAGGAAUGCAGAUUAUAAAAAUUAAAGUUCCCCUGUUUUCACCCGAGGAUCCGGAAUUAUGGUUUGCACUUCUAGAAGGUCAGUUUCUAAGCCACUUUAUUACUGAUGACGUCACAAAAUUUUAUAAUGUGACAAAUAAUUUAGACGUGCAGUUUGCAAAACAUGUGAAGGAUGUAAUUAUUAACCCUCCACCUAACAAUAAGUACGACAAGAUUAAGACAGAGCUUAUUAAGCGCUUAUCCGCUUCGCACGAGAAAAAGGUUAAGCAAUUGUUGACGCACGAGGAGCUCGGUGAUAGAAAACCUUCACAAUUUCUGCGACAUUUGCAAGACUUGGCUGGCCCUUCUGUACCUGAUGACUUUCUCAAAUCCAUGUGGUCCAACCGACUCCCGCACAAUAUCCAAACAGUACUGGCGUCACAACAAACCCAAUCUCUGGAGCAGCUGGCAGACCUGGCAGACCGUAUCCAUGAGCUCACGUCACCAUGUAACGUCGCCGCUGCUUCCUCAAGCAGGGCAUAUACAUCGAACCAGUCAGAUGAGAUUGCGGAGUUAAAGAAGAUGGUUCAGCACCUGACUCUUAAGCUGGAAGAGCACACUAAGACUUCUUGCUAUUCUAUGGACCGCUCGAGACCACGUGACCGUCGCCGCUCAUCAUCGCGACACCGGAACCGGUCAGAAUCCAGCUAUCGCAAGUUCCCUGUGUGCUGGUACCAUAGCAAGUUCGGAGCACAGGCGCAUAAGUGCCUGAAACCAUGCGACUACAACAAGGCGGGAAACGCCGCCGGCAGUCGGUAGUGGCGACAAACGACUGUCCAUCUUAUAAGGGUCGCCUCUUCAUCACCGACCGCAAUAUGAAUGUCCAGUUUCUGGUGGACACCGGCAGUGAUCUUUGUGUCUACCCUCUCUCUGCGCUUCGUGAACGUCGAGCCAAAAGUAACUUCGAGCUCACCGCGGCCAACGGGUCUGUUAUAGAUACAUUUGGUUUUAUUGAGCUCAACUUAAAUCUAGACUUACGGCGCAAUUUUCCGUGGAGAUUUAUUGUAGCUAAUGUAACCAAGCCAAUUAUAGGCGUUGAUUUUCUUGGUUUUUAUAAUUUAAUAGUAGAUUGCCGACAUCAACGCUUAUUAGACAAUACUACAACCUUGUCAGCAAAAGCUUGUAUUGCUAAUAAUAAUGUGUUUUCUGUUAAAGUUCCAACAGGCGACACGCGCUUUCACGCUAUUUUGAGUAAGGAUCCGGAAAUCACACGUCCCGCAGGUACGCCUGCGUCUCCAAAGCACAAUACGGUACACCACAUUAGGACCACACCCGGCCCUCCUAUUUCAUGUACCCCUCGCAGACUGGCACCGGAUAAACUUAAAAUCGCCAAGCAGGAGUUUGAACUCAUGCUUAGCAAUGGUACAUACAGCGCGUCCCUCUGAUAGUCCCUGGUCUUCUCCCUUACACCUUGCACCCAAGAAGGAAAACGGCUGGCGACCUUGUGGUGAUUAUAGGAUGCUUAAUUCACGGACCAUACCUGACCGUUAUCCUAUUAAGCACAUCCAUGACUUCACCCACGCUAUUUCUGGAUGUACUGUCUUCUCGACAAUUGACUAAAUGAAGGCCUAUAAUCAGAUUCCCGUUUUUAAGGAGGAUAUACCGAAAACCGCGAUCACUACUCCCUUUGGCUUGUAUGAAUUUCCCUUUAUGACCUUUGGUCUAAGGAAUGCUGGUCAAACUUUCCAAAGGUUUGUUGAUGAAAUGACGAGAGGCCUCGACUUUUGCUACUGUUUCCUUGAUGAUUACUUAGUCUUUUCAAGGAGCGAAGCCGAGCACGAAGCCCACCUUCAUCAGCUUUUCAACCGCAUGAAGGAAUACGGCGUCCUCGUCAACACGUCAAAAUGCGUCUUCGGUGCACCAGAGGUAACGUUUUUAGGUUAUCGAAUAUCUGCAUCUGGCAUUAAGCCAUUAGAUUCUAAGGUUCAGGCUAUAAUAGACUUCCCCAUACCUGCGACAGUCAGACAACUCAGGCGAUUUUUAGGGAUGCUCAACUUCUAUAGAAGAUUUUUACCCAAGUCAGCUGCCAUACAAGCCCCUUUAAACGCUUUACUUACUGGCAACGUCAAAAAUUCGCAUUCUGUCGACAUUACAGGAGAAGCUCUAUUAGCUUUCAAUGAGUGCAAGCAAAGUCUGGCCAAUGCAGCAUUGCUAGCGCACCCCGACUGUCAGGCGGAUCUUGCUCUAGUAACAGAUGCUUCCGACCUGGCGAUGGGUGCAGUGUUGCAACAAUACAAAAAUGACAUAUGGGAACCUCUCGCAUUCUUUUCGAGAAAGCUGAGUCCUUCUCAACAAAAGUACUCGCCAUAUGACCGGGAGCUAUUAGCUAUAUAUGACAGCAUUAAAUACUUUCGUCAUAUGCUAGAGGCAAGGCAUUUCACAGUGUUUACUGACCAUAAGCCGCUCAGUUACGCUUUCAAUGAAAGGAAAGCUAACUGCUCACCAAGGCAAUAUCGUCACCUCGAUUACAUCUCACAGUUCAUGACCGAUAUCAGACACAUAUCAGGUAAAGACAAUGUCGUCGCUGACCCACUGUCGCGUGUCGAAGAACUACAGAUGCCAGUAGAUUUAAAUGUUUUGGCCUCAUCGCAAGAGUCAGACGUGGAAUUGACUCAACUUUUAAAAGAUUCUUCACUUCGUCUGAAAAAGUUGAAGCUUCCAAACUCUCACAUGGAGAUUUAUUGUGACAUCAGCACCACAACGCCUAGGCCCUUUGUCACUAAAGACUUGCGGAGACAAAUUUUCGAUAGUCUUCAUAGUCUCAGCCAUCCAGGCGCUAUCGCAACGGCUAAACUUGUUUCCGAGCGAUUCGUUUGGCCUGGAGUACGCAAAGACUGUCGUGAAUGGUCUCGUCAAUGUGUGCCAUGUCAACGGGCAAAGGUGCAUCGCCACGUUACUUCUCCAUUGGGCAAUUUUGAUCUUCCCUGCGCUCGAUUUGCUUUUGUGCAUGUCGACAUCAUAGGCCCUCUGCCCAUUUCACAGGGGUAUCGGUACUGCCUAACAGCGGAGAUCGGAA
Messenger RNA from Leptidea sinapis, 3799 nucleotides. RefSeq lists its product as uncharacterized. The transcript is spliced from 2 exons. The record is from RefSeq and is a predicted model, not a curated record. NCBI's taxonomy places the organism in Eukaryota, Metazoa, Arthropoda, Insecta, Lepidoptera, Pieridae. The coding region runs from base 640 to 1542 and encodes 300 amino acids.